AAUGUGAUUGUAAAUGAGCAGAUCCAAAAUGAAAUUGAAGUAAAGAAAGAGGUAGAAGAGUUUGAUGUGAACGAAGAUAGAGAUGAGAAAGACAAGUUACAAGCUGUGAAGUGUGAGAGCACUGAAUCUAAGGUAGCUCAGGAGGGUACACUGAAUGAGAAAGAUAACCAUAAAGAAGUUCAUGAUGAGAAAGGAAAUGACUUACUUGAAGAAAAGGAAACCAUAAAGAAAGAACAAGAGAAAAGUGGUUCUGGGUCUUCAGAUGUCAAAGAGGAAAAGGUAGAUUAUGUCAAGUUGAAGGAGAAAAUCAAGGGGGAGAACGAACGGAUACUUGACGAAGAGCACUUCAAGUUAAGUCAUCGCAUCGGUGCAGCUGUUGGACACGAUGGCAUGUCUCCACAGCCAGCCAAUUAUUCCAUUUAUGCUGAAGACUCUCCAUACAUGGAUUUGGAUGGCCUGGAGCCUGGAGAAAUCAUCCCGGGUAGACCCUUUUUGGGACCUGCUAUUGAGUGGCCGAAGGAUCGUGUUAUCUUUCAUCGGCUGGAGCACGUUUGCUACACUGUUGAGCAUGGAGAAUGGCCUUUCUCUCGUCGCCCUCCACCGUACAUUCCUCCAACCCCGUUUGACUCGCGUUCUGGUACACCCGUGGGCACCUCUACUCCACGACCUGAUAGCUCGCUGGCCGACUCAGAAGCAGGAGACUCCAUGGAAGUGAACCAGAACGAGGGACUGAAGAUGACUUUUCACAAGCGAGGCAGAGGAAGAGGGCGAAGAUAUGAAAUAGAUGCUGAAAAAAUGGCUCGUGUACAGCAGCUAUUAAAUCAGAGCUCACAGGGGACACCAUCCAGUGACAAUGACAGUCAGUCAGAAGCCAUAAACUUGUCUUCUGUGCAGACAACCCAGCAGUCUAGUCUAGCGGCUUCAUCUGCUUCUUCCUCAUUGAUGACUGAGUCUCCACUUAAUGAUGGUCAUCUGAAAGAGGGAGAGAAGACAGCGAAGCAGAAGGUGAUGGAUCCAGGCUUUAUGUUACCUGAACGACGCAGGCGAGGUCGAAAACGUAAGGCUGAAAAACUUGCUGAAUUAGCCAUGGCUGAGGCUUUGGCAAAGAGAGAACAGGCACGCAUCCUUGCUUGCCUAGAUCCAGACAGCCGUGUUCCUGUCAUUAAUGUGGAAGAUGGCAGCAUCUUGUCAGGCGAUGAAGCACCACGUAAACGAGAUUUAGAGCGUUGGCUGCGAGAGCACCCUGGGUUCAUGAUAAGCCCACAGCCAACAUCAUUUAUGCCAUUUCCUAUGCCAGGCCAUGUUCCUGAUGAGCCACCUUCUCAACCACCAGAGAUGCCAGCAGAACAGUUAGUGCGACGCCGUGGGAGGCGCCCGAAGUUAGACCCUCGUACCUUGGAUGCACAACGCCUGACGGGGGAGGAAAAUGUCUCUGUGAUUGAGAGGGGUUCUGGCCGAAAGAUCACAGGAGCAAAAGCCCCACCUCUAAAGCACUUGAAAGAAUGGUUGGAACAGAACCCAACAUAUGAUGUGGAUCCAAAGUGGGGAGAACUUAUUCGUGCCAAAGGAUCAUUGCCACACAGUAUGAAUGCAAGAUUGCUUAAGCCCUCAGGACGUGGCCGCAAACCUCGCAGUGCUUCUGCAGUCCACUCAUCCAUGCUGGGGUCUGAAUACCAGUUCGGUGCUGGAAUGGCAGGCCUACCCGGAGCAUUUGCAGGGUCAGGACUAAUGGCAGCCGGAUUUCCCAAGUUGCCCCUGGGCAUGCCUUUUGCCAACAUGUCAGGUUUAGGAAUGACCAAUCCCAUUCUGGGCCUGCCCGGCUUUCCACUCUCUGGUUACCCCUUGCCAGGAGGUCUUGGGAAGAAGGAGAGUGAAGGUGAGAGUGGUGCAACAGACAACAGCAAAGACAAGGCCAGCAGCAGCAAGACUGGCUCAGAGGCUGGUGUCAGUCCCUCCACAUCAUCAGCACAUCAGUCAUUUCCUCUAUAUGUCAACCCUUUUCUCUACAGCCCCCUCUACAGUUUCCCUGUGGCUGGCUUUACAGGUCUGACGCCUCUCUCAACUCUCAAUGGCCAGUCAGAUGCUGCACUGGCAUCUUCAGAAGAAAAGAAAAUGGUGUCAAGGAAGGAGAAGUUCUCUGACAAGAUUCGGGACAUGCCGUGUAAGUCGGGAGAGAAGAGUCGUGAUCUCUCUCGUGUGAUUGAUAAAAUGCGGGGCUUAUCACAAGUGAGUGAAAAGGCUCACAGUGCAUCUAGAUCUUUAGAGAAAGAGGCCUCUAAGCAUGAUGUGAGUGCACAGGACCUGUCUGUGAGGAGCUGUAAAGACACGCCCAGUCCUGCCCAUGGUGAAUCGCUGAUCAGAAACUCACACAAAGCUGCAAGCAGCAGUGUCUUGGCAGCUGAGGAACAGGCAACAGACCUGUCCCUCAAACGUCAACCAGCUUCCUCUUCAUCCUCUACACCAGUGAUCAGCAACAAGUCAAAAAAUAAAAUCUUAAGCUCUCUCAAGUUGAAUAAGAUUGUUGACAGCCUUAAAGACAAAGUGCUCAAAAUUGAGGGCAAGGUGAAGAAGAAAGAGGAAGAGGAGCCUGCUGUGCAAGAUGCAAUUACAGAAUCUCUGCACGAACCAGAUGUUGCCCAGGCCUUGCCAGAACAGCCCCCUUCUGACAGUUUAGAUGAAAUGCCAGGAGAAAUGACACACAAGGCACAAGAAACUGAUGGGACAGUUGAGGCUGCAGCAUUUGAAAGGACACACAAAGUAGAUGAUGGGCCUGCAGUAGAUGAACCUUCCGCUUUAGAGUCAAGCCCUGUUCAGGAUGUUUGACACUUGAGAGAUCAGGAGUGGACAGGUGAAGGACCAGGAUAGCAGCCAUGACAUACAGUUGAACAGAGAUGUUUUUAGUUGGGCCCUGAUUAAUAACCAUCUUUAGAAGGAAGCAGCCUGCCUGAGGCCUUGUUUUAUGGUAGACACACCUAACUGUCAUUACUAUAGUGACAGAGACCUUGUGACCUCCACCAAAACCACUCGAUCAUUCCAGACAAGCAACUGCCCUUGCAAGCAAGCCCACAGCCUGCACCAGCAGCCCUUGUCCAGCAGCACACUGAUCACACUUCGUUCUGUUUGGAGUUCAUGAAAUGUCACGAGCAGGCUACUACAGUGGGCACACAGUAUGUGGUCAUGAGUAAAGCAGGCUACAGUAGCAGUGGGUGAAGGAUGUUCUCCUGUGGCUUUCCAUCUUCUAGGACUGUAAGAUGGCCACAUCUUUGCGUGCUGAGCUUUCUGUUAUGUUGUGACUUGUUUGUUUGGGAAGGGGGUCUGUGCAUAUGUUUGCUGGAAUGGGAUAUUUUGACAAUGUGAAUAGUGUUUAAUAAAUUUAAAAUGCAUUCCAGGCAAACUUUCCACUCCCGCCUUUUUUUUUUUUUUUUUUUCCAAUGUGGAGCCAUGGAGCCAGGCAUUUGCAAAUGGUUUGAUGGUACAGUAUUUGCUUGUGAUCAGUGAGUUUUCAAAGUUGUGAGAAGCUUUCUUAAAACCCACAUAUCCAGCCUUUGUUCCAGACACAAGGUUUGGGGGUUUGGCUCAGGAUCUGCAAUGAUCAGUUUAUUCAUUUUGCCUGCACGUCUUCCCUCAGAUGUCAGCAAUGUGUCCUGUAGACCAAUUCCUGCUGCUGUUUGCUUGUGGUUAUAAUAUGCAGACAUCUAGAGGAGCCACGUAUACCUCACUACCUACUGCUGGCAGUCGCUGCAUUCCCUGCUCCAGACAACUAUGCACUGCAUACAGGGGCCAGUCAAGAUCCCUUGGGGUACAUGCAGGCAUAGCGUGGCAGAAUGUUCUGGAAAGACAGUAGUGAGCAGGACCAGGUAGCAGCCUCAGGCAUGGGAAAGAUGAGGUCAAUGGUCUGGUGCAGCAAAUCUUGCAUGAUGUGCUCCAGGAAAACCUUGUGACAACUGAUGCUUCAUGCCUUGUCACCCUCUGGAAUACAUUCUGUGUAUCAUCAUGACAGUUUUAACGUAUAUUCUGAGAAAGCAACCUUCCAACAUUGGCAAAUCUAAGACACUAAAAUGAAUGUGUGUAUGUAUGAUCCUUUUGCAGCAUACUUUUCAAUGCAAGAGAGAAAUUGAGAUAAUUUCCACAGCCUUUCAUUCUAGUUGAAUACAUUUUCCACACAGAACCCAUCAGGGUAUCAUACAAUUCCCUUUCCCAUCACUUUUUUUUCUUCAGGUUUUUACCCCAUUUGUUAAGUUAACCGUUGAAAUGUUUUAAUGGAACAAGGAAAUCGAUGAUAAUUGUGACCAUGGGUUUUCUGUCACCAUUUGUGUGAUUACUCAAUGCUUGCAUUGUCAAAUAAUGUGCUGAAUAAAAAGCCAGGUUUGGACAGUAUAUUGCAGUUACUGCAAGGGGUCUUGUGUUGCUUAUCUUCACCCUUGCAAUGUUUUGGACUGUACAAAAGAAAUGUAAAUCUCAGGGGCAUUAUUAUUAAUAUACUAUGUUGAUAAUGUCAAUAUAUUUUGAUCAGAUUACCAGACUGCAGUUGCUGCGUGUGCUAGUGUUGGAGAAUUAUUUUGCUACCACAGCGGAUGACAUUUUGUCAUGCCUCCAGCUCUUGCAUGGAGAGUGUUGUCAGUCCAGUACCUCAUUUCCUGGUCUUCAUUUUGUAUCACCAUUGUGGAUGUACACUGUCUUUUCUUUUUUUUCUUCGCAAUCAGUCUUGCAGAUGUGAGUAUCUUACUGUCCCAGUCCUGACUCUCCACAUCCUGUGUGAAUUGUAAUUGUAUAAGAUUGCUACACCAGAGUCAGACCACCCAAAUGUUGGGUUUUGUCACUUUGUUGGUGUGUGCACAUAACACAAUCAUGAGUAUUGUUUGAAAGCUAUUGUACAGAACAAGUUGGAUUUUCAGGUUUUUCUUUUAUUUGUAGCCACUACUCGUCUUACUCCUCUGGGUCACCUGCCUAGAGAUUUCACUGGUUUGUAUGAAUGAGCAUUGCAUUGUGUGUGGUUUGACUUUGAUGUGCUUGUUGAAGUUCUGCUAUGUGUAAAAUGCUUUGGGUUUUUCCCCUCCAUAAUUGCCACAUAAUAUGUGUUUGUUAAAUCUGUAAUGGUUGUGCUUAGAUUGUAAAUGUUAUGAGUACUUAAAAGCGCACAUAAAAGAAAGCCAGUAGAUGUUUAGUUUUUCACUCAUUUGAUGAUAGCUGGACAUUUUGGAAAUUUUGCUUUUUCUUCUUUUGAAAAAUAGGGUUGGGUGUUGCUGUAGCACCUGUUUUUCAUGUCAACUUUUUUUUGGGGGGGUGUGUGUGUGCGCAUUGCUUAUAGACUUGAAUAAAUUGGGUGGGUUUCUUUGGGAGGAGCCACUGAUGCAUUAGACUUGUUAGACAUUACAAUUCAUGCUGGUGGAUUAGGUGUGAAUGAUGACCAGCAUCUGUGAUUUAUGACAAGUCAUGAGCAGGUCUCAGUAAUUUAUUUUACCCUUGUCCAUAGCUACCUCCAAUACAAUCCAGCUAAUGCAACCUUGCAGUCCAACUCAGUGAUUGAAGCAUUUUAUUCUUGGAAACCAUGGAGUCAUAAUGUUAAUAAAAAGCCAUCUUUCAUCCAGUAACAUAUAUUUUCACCCAUGUAUCCUUGGUUUCAAAAUACUUGUCUUCAGUAUGAUACAGAUGACCAUCAAAUGUUUAGAGUCUUUCCAAGUUAUAGCAAUAAAUCAUAUAUUCCACGCAGAUUGUAUCUGCCAUUGUAUAUUCUCAUAAAUUCUGAGCUGUUCUUACAUAGCUAUUCAAUCAGAUUUGCUUUCACACCAAUAUGGUCUUGAAUGGCAGUAACUAUCGACUACACUGUCAUUGUUAUAUUGCUUGAUGUGCCUGUUGGUGUAUUUUGAGGGUUUUCCUCCCGCUUCUUUAAUUACAAGAAAAUCAUGUGUAAUAAGGUUUUAAGUAGUCUGUAUAAUUUACAAAAGCAAAACAAAAAACUAUCAUGAGCCAAUGGUUUUUAAUUUUUAAAAUUCUGGUCAGCAGUCAAAGGGAAGUCAGUGUUGGGUUUACCAAGUUUAUUCCAUUUCAAUGUCACAUUUGUUUGGUUUUUUUUUUUUUUGUUUGUUUUUUGGCUCCAGUCAGGCACAGUCUACAGGACAGAACUUGAACCAUGUGAUGUCAUGUCCAGUGUCUCGAGUAAUUUUAAUUAUACUAAUUCAUUUCUCUAAUUUAUUUGUGCAGUAUCUAGCUCUCCCUUCCUAACUCCUACUACACCCCCCCCCCCCAAUGCUGUUACGACAAUUCCAAGUGUGGCACUCAGGGCUGUAGAAGAUGUAAUAAAUGUCAUAUACCAAUGUGCUAGAUGGGAUUAUCAGUAUUGUCACCUGGUUGUCUGAAUUACAAGUGCUUCUGUGACCUUGAGCGGGAGUGUGCGCAAGCUGGCUGGGUGUUACAGUGAAGUUUCUGACAUGAGCAAACGUAUUCAGUGAAUGAGUGGUUUAAAUUAUUUCAUGGCAGGAUAGUAAGACCAAACUAAGUUUUUGAAUUUCAACCAUUUUUUUUUUUCCUCAGUUAAGAUUUCAUUUUGCUGUAUCUGGCCUGUUGGGCAAAAGCAUGUGUGUCAUUUGUGGCUAUAUUUAUUGAGGGAAAACAUUUGUAUGUCUGGUUUAUUUUUAAAUAAAAAUGUGGCAUAGGUGUCAAACUUA
This is a messenger RNA of Pomacea canaliculata, 6665 nucleotides long. Its product is annotated as chromodomain-helicase-DNA-binding protein 7-like. Gene Ontology annotation, molecular function: protein binding. Bases 391 to 2823 code for a protein of 810 amino acids. The transcript has 11 exons. Lineage: Eukaryota; Metazoa; Mollusca; Gastropoda; Architaenioglossa; Ampullariidae. The record is from RefSeq and is a predicted model, not a curated record.